Messenger RNA from Carassius auratus (goldfish), 1044 nucleotides. RefSeq names its product translation initiation factor IF-2-like. The transcript is spliced from 4 exons. NCBI's taxonomy places the organism in Eukaryota, Metazoa, Chordata, Actinopteri, Cypriniformes, Cyprinidae. Bases 1 to 1044 code for a protein of 347 amino acids. The record is from RefSeq and is a predicted model, not a curated record.
AUGUCAAAAAUAUUUCUGUUCAAAGUCAUUGGACCUGAUGACAUCGCUGGGUGGGACAAGGUCCAGGAUCUGGCUGGUUUCCUGGUGGGUCUUCGUGAGGCUCCUUACCUCACCGACCUGCAGGUUACAGAGGCCAUCCAGCUGUGGACCGCUCUCCCUGAUGUUGAUAAACAGCGGGUCAACUAUCAGCCUCGACAUCAGCCUCAGCUGACACAUGGGCGCUUUAAGGCACCGAAGCGGUCCGGAGUCACACCGGGUGUGGAGAGUGUGAAACGGUGUCUAAUUGGACAUCCUGGGGGUCCAGCACAGUGGCCCAGCACCAGCCGCUUGGUUGAGGCCAUUUGUAUGAAGCUGUGUGCUUUACACAAGUCACCGACCAAGAAGGCUGGAGUUUCCACCCCCAGGUGGUCUAAAAUCCUUUCGGAUUACCACCACAUCCGAGAGCUGGUGCUUAACAAUCAAAGGCUGAUGGAUGAAACAAUGAUACAACUGUUUGAGCUGAACCAGAGGACACUCAUUCAGUGGUUUCAACGGCAGCAGAAGAAUCAGGAAUUGAGUGUCCUCGUCCAGGGACUGACUCCAUCUGACCCAAUAGAUGUGGCUGAUGUGCAGCUUCCUCUGCCGAGGGAAAAAUUGGAUGACGUGCCAUCAACAUCAGGCCCAAAACAUCAAUUUAUCCUUCCGCCAAAUCGAGAAGGACAGGCUCCAAUUCUGCGACCGGGUCGCCGGCCCGCUGCUGCCAAAAGGGAGUGCCCUAUCGCACCCGUCCCCACAGCAGCAGGAGUUGUGCAGCCCAUUUCAGCACCUGGGUCACUGUUAGGCACACUAGUGCUUAACCCAGACAUGACUGUGUCAAUAGUGAUUCCAUCUGCUGGUGCUUUGACAUCCGGUCCAGGCCCAGCUCCGCCUGCUCCAGUGCCUGCUCCAGUGCCUGCUCCAGUGCCUGCUCCAGUGCCUGCUCAAGUGCCUGCUCCAGUGCCUGCUCCAGUGCCUGCUCCAGAACAGGCGCCGGCGGGCCCUGGAGACGGAAAGCGGAGUCCAUAA